Molecule: messenger RNA, 12750 nt
Organism: Marmota monax (woodchuck)
Lineage: Eukaryota; Metazoa; Chordata; Mammalia; Rodentia; Sciuridae
Gene: Prdm11
Product: PR/SET domain 11
Exons: 8
Coding region: 2774-6307 (1177 amino acids)
Biological process (GO): regulation of transcription by RNA polymerase II
Cellular component (GO): nucleus
Molecular function (GO): DNA-binding transcription factor activity, RNA polymerase II-specific; protein binding; RNA polymerase II cis-regulatory region sequence-specific DNA binding
Source: RefSeq, a predicted model, not a curated record
AGAAAAAGGAAACUGCUGUCAGUUUUGGAGCCUCCUCCCUCUUGCAGAUGCACCUGGUGGAGAGGGGCGCAGCACCCCGGGCAGAGGCCCUGCAGGAGGGGCCUGGGGCUGGGCCGGUGUCAUCCUGUCCCUCACGCCUUCCCCAGGUGGCCGUGCACCUGUGCAGUCGCCAGUCAGGCCCCUGCAGCCCAGUCCUCGCUCACAGGCCCCCACGAUAGGCCACCACGCGCCCUUGUCCAGACAGGUCCGGGUCACGCAGGGGGUGCAGGGAGACGCCGCUGAUUCCAAGUCCAGUCGUGCCACCUCCUGAGCCUCGGUGGCCUAAGUGGAGAAGGAGGCCGUGUGGUCCCCACGUGGACGCUGCUGCGCAGGUGAAAAGUGAGCACCCUGAAGGCGUCGUGUGCAGGGAGCCACCAGCUCGUUACCCUGUUGCACAUGUGCUGGGGGCUCCGCCUGCUGGGUCCUGUGCACUGUUCACAUGAGAGUGACAAAACUGACAAACAGCCCAGUUACAUUACAACAAAGGGAGACAGAAAAUUCAAAACAAGUAAAACGCAGGCACGUUACGUAUGUGCUAUACUGAGGAGGAGGAAGAGGCAGGAAGCAAGGGGAGGGCCCGUGAGAAAGGUCAUGCAGGUAACCUGAUGAGUGUCCCAGGGAGAGGGAGCAACCAGUGCAAAGGCCCUGGGGUAGGACCAGGAUGAACUUGCUGCUCAUGUUUUACUCCACUGUAGUCUUUCCAGGCUCCUCUCCCUCUGUCUCCCUUCACACACACUCUCCAGCCAAAUAACCCACUUGAGCCUCAGAGGGUUUUAUAAGGAGGAAGCAGAUGUAGAAAUAGAUUCACAUUCCAGAAAGCUGCCACAGCAGCCUAGGAGUGAGCCUGGAGGCAGGGAGGUCAGUUAGGAGGCUAAUGCAAUAGUAGGGGUAGAAUACGAGAAUGAGAAUCUGGGAGUGGCCCCUUUUAACAGAGAGCAAUGUGCAGGGGACUUGGCUCUCCACUCUGACGGACAGAAUGAAUGGGGUGGGGCUCAGUCGGGGGGCCACAAAUUUCCCAGAGUGUGCCUGGCUUCUGUUUCCCAGUGGCUGGGGAACCCCAAGUAAGGUCUGGCAGAGUGCCUUGGGCUGGUCCUCUGGGGGGACGUGGGACUGAGAAGGGGCCAGGGAAUGGUUUGGAGGGGUCAGCGCUGUGCCUUGCAGAGGGGGUGGGCCUGAGGCUCCACCCUGCUUCUGCUCUUGGCCCCGGGUGCCCGGAUGAGAGGUGCCCUCCUGGUGGCUGCCCCUAAAGACAGUGUCAGCUCAGGGCUGCACGGCGGUCCCCAGAGACCCCCAGCCUUGCUUAAAGGUGACCUGGCCACACCUCCUCCCUCUCCACUGGCCUGAGAUCAAGGCCAGCCAUUCAACCUCCUUAGGCCUCAGUUUCCUCUUCUGUAAAUGGAGACAGUCUGUCCGUCCUGCCCACAGUCUGGGAAGGGUUUUAGGACCCCGUUUCAGACACUGCUGUCUCUGGGGUGUGAAAAGCCGGAAGGAGCAGGAAUCAGCCCCAGGUCCUUGACAACAGCCCCACAAAUCGCUUCUGCAUCAUUUUAGGGAAAAGGAAUCUCGGGCUCAGAGAGGUUAGGUGACCUUCAAGGUCCCACAGCCAUAUUCUAAUCUUUGUGGUCACGUUAAGAAAGCCACAUUUGUAAAGCAGCCCUGGGGGACACCUUCCUGUGUUCCAGAGUUCCCACCAGGUUUCUAGGUGUUUUGAAAAUGGCCUGUGAUUUAUUGGGUCUUAAUUUACACAGAGGAUUUCAAGGCCCUUUCCACACCGGAAGCUGGGAGGUCAAAACUUGGCGGCACGUUUGGACAGACCAGGAGCCUCCAGGGGAUGGUACCAGGGGAGGGGAGUGGCAGUGGGGGCGGAGGCUGCCGGCCACUUGUUGCCCAGCGCUGGCCUCUGAGCAGGGCUGGCUGCAGAGGCCUGGGGCACACCUGGGCCUCGAGACCUGCCGAGUCUCCUGAGGCCUCUCCUUCCUGCUUCUCCCUCCCGCCCCAGCUGACCCAUAAGGCACUUCAGGAGAGUCCUCCAGCUUCUGCCAGAACCCGCAUCCUGAGCCUGGAGUCCGGCAGGCAGCCCCUCCCAUGACCCCAUCGCACAGCUGAGGAAACUGAGGCUGGAGAGAGGGGACUUGCUGGGGGCCAUAUGUGCAGAGCGUGCACAAGCCAAAGUCCCGGCCCCGUGUCUAGCGUCCCUUCCUCUGCUCCCGAGUCCAGCUCCUCCUGCAAGCAGAGCCCCGUGGGGACCUGCAGGGCCUUUGGCUUUGUGUCUGUCCCGUCUCCAGACAGGUGUCUGGCUGGCGCUCAGCCUGCGGGGUGAUGGCAGCAGCCCCCGCCGUGGGGCUGGAAGGAGCUCAGGGAGGAGCUGGGGUGGCCACCAGGAGGCCGCGGUCCCACACUCAGGCGGUUGGAGGCCAGAGCGGCAGACUGCCUGGGUCAUCAAGCUGGGCUGCUGUGGACGUCACUGAGCAGUAAAUAUGGAGCCGCCCCCACAGUGCCAGCUCUCCCAGGGUGACUUCUCCACCAUCUCACUUUCCCCAAGGGAAGGAGUGAGAGCCUGGAGGAUCGGCCGCCUGCUGCCCAGGGAGGGAGCGGCCAGGACGGAGGGGCCAGGACGCAGGGGCGGAGGAGCAGCCCACCAGACCCCUGGCCCCGGCAGGGAGAGACCCUUUCAUGGGGCCAGGACCUGGGACCCCGCAGGCUGGACUCCGCAUUGUCACCACCCAAGGACAGAAUGACUGAGAACAUGAAGGAGUGCUUGGCCCAGACCAAGGCGGCUGUGGGGGACAUGGUGACAGUGGUGAAGACAGAGGUCUGCUCGCCCCUCCGCGACCAGGAGUAUGGCCAGCCCUGCUCUAGGAGACCCGAGCCUUCGGCCAUGGAAGUCGAGCCCAAGAAACUGAAGGGGAAGCGAGACCUCAUGGUGCCCAAGAGCUUCCAGCAAGUUGACUUCUGGUUCUGCGAGUCCUGCCAGGAGUACUUUGUGGACGAGUGCCCCAACCAUGGUCCCCCCGUAUUUGUGUCAGACACACCGGUGCCCGUGGGCAUCCCGGACCGGGCUGCCCUCACCAUCCCGCAGGGCAUGGAGGUGGUCAAGGAAGCCAGCGGACAGAGCGAUGUGCGGUGCAUAAGUGAGGUCAUACCCAAGGGCCACAUCUUUGGCCCCUAUGAGGGGCAGAUCUCCACUCAGGACAAAUCGGCGGGCUUCUUCUCAUGGCUGAUUGUGGACAAGAACAGCCGCUACAAGUCCAUAGAUGGGUCGGAUGAGACCAAGGCCAACUGGAUGAGGUACGUGGUCAUCUCCCGGGAGGAGACGGAGCGGAACCUGCUGGCCUUCCAGCACGGCGAGCGCAUCUACUUCCGCGCCUGCAGGGACAUCCGGCCCGGGGAGCGGCUGCGGGUCUGGUACAGCCAGGACUACAUGAGGCGCCUGCACAGCAUGUCCCAGGAGACCAUCCACCGCAACCUGGCCAGAGGAGAGAAGAGGUUGCAGAGGGAGAAGUGUGAGCAGGCUCUGGACACCCCAGAAGACCUGAGGGGUGCUAUUCAGCUCCCUGUGUUGAGACAGGGCAAAAGUCCCUACAAGCGUGGCUUGGAUGAGGGGGAUGUGCACCCCCAGGCCAAGAAGAAGAAGAUCGACCUCAUUUUUAAGGACGUGCUGGAGGCGUCUCUGGAAUCGGCCAAGGUGGAGGCCCACCAGCUGGCACUGAGCACCUCGCUGGUCAUCAGGAAAGUCCCCAAGUACCAGGACGAUGCCUAUGGCCGGUGCGCCACAGCCAUGACCCACAGCAUGCAGAGCGUCAGCCGGACCCAGGGGGACGGGGACUGGAAGACCCCCCCGGGGGUUGCCAAGGAGCCAGGCCCACUGGAGGAUGAGGAAGAGGAGCCUUCGUCGUUCAAGGCCGACAGCCCCGCUGAGGCCUCCCUGGCGUCCGAUGCCCACGAGCUGCCCACCACCUCCUUCUGCCCCAACUGUAUCCGCCUCAAGAAGAAGGUGCGGGAGCUUCAGGCCGAGCUGGACAUGCUGAAGUCUGGGAAGCUCCCAGAGCCCCCCGUGUUACCACCCCAGGUGCUGGAGCUCCCAGAGUUCUCUGACCCCACAGCCUCCGAGAGCAUGGUCUCUGGCCCCGCCAUCAUGGAGGACGAUGACCAGGAGGUCGACUCGGCCGAUGAAUCCGUCUCCAACGAUAUGAUGACCACGACCGACGAGCCGUCCAAGAUGUCCUCCGCCACCGGACGCCGGAUCCGGCGCUUCAAGCAGGAGUGGCUGAAGAAGUUCUGGUUCCUGCGGUACUCCCCGACCCUCAACGAGAUGUGGUGCCACGUGUGCCGCCAGUACACGGUGCAGUCCUCCCGCACCUCGGCCUUCAUCAUCGGCUCCAAGCAGUUCAAGAUCCACACCAUCAAGCUGCACAGUCAGAGCAACUUGCACAAGAAGUGCCUGCAGCUCUACAAGCUCCGCAUGCACCCCGAGAAGACGGAGGAGAUGUGCCGCAACAUGACCCUGCUCUUCAACACCGCCUACCACCUGGCCCUCGAGGGCAGGCCCUACCUGGACUUCCGGCCGCUGGCCGAGCUGCUGAGGAAGUGCGAGCUCAAGGUGGUGGACCAGUACAUGAACGAGGGCGACUGCCAGGUGCUGGUCCACCACAUCGCCCGGGCGCUGCGGGAGGACCUGGUGGAGCGCAUCCGCCAGUCCCCGUGCCUCAGCAUCAUCUUGGACGGGCAGAGCGAUGACCUGCUGGCCGACACGGUGGCCGUGUACGUCCAGUACACCAGCAGCGACGGGCCCCCGGCCACGGAGUUCCUGUCCCUGCAGGAGCUGGGCUUCUCCAGCACAGAGAGCUACCUCCAGGCGCUGGACCGGGCCUUCACCACCCUGGGCAUCCGGCUGCAGGACGAGAAGCCCACGGUCGGCUUGGGCGUGGACGGGGCCAACAUCACGGCCAGCCUGCGGGCCAGCAUGUUCAUGACCAUCCGCAAGACGCUGCCCUGGCUGCUGUGCCUGCCCUUCAUGGUGCACCGGCCCCACCUGGAGAUCCUGGACGCCAUCAGCGGGAAGGAGCUGCCCUGCCUGGAGGAGCUGGAGAACAACCUGAAGCAGCUGCUGAGCUUCUACCGCUACUCGCCCCGGCUCCUGUGCGAGCUGCGCUCCACGGCUGCCACCCUCUGCGAGGAGACCGAGUUCCUGGGGGACAUCCGGGCCGUGCGCUGGGUCAUCGGGGAGCAGAACGUCCUCAACGCCCUCAUCAAGGACUACCUGGAGGUGGUGGCCCACCUCAAGGACGUCAGCAGCCAGACGCAGCGGGCGGACGCCUCGGCCAUCGCCCUGGCCCUGCUGCAGUUCCUCAUGGACUAUCAGUCGGUCAAGCUCAUCUACUUCCUGCUGGACGUGAUCGCCGUCCUCUCGCGCCUGGCCUACGUCUUCCAGGGCGAGUACCUGCUGGUGUCCCAGGUGGACGACAAGAUCGAGGAGGCCAUCCAGGAGAUCAGCCGGCUGGCCGACUCCCCGGGGGAGUACCUCCAGGAGUUCGAGGAGAACUUCCGGGAGAGCUUCAACGGGAUCGCCGUGAAGAACCUCAGGGUGGCCGAGGCCAAGUUCCAGUCCAUCAGGGAGAAGAUCUGUCAGAAGACCCAGGUCAUCCUGGCCCAGAGGUUCGACUCCCGCAGCCGGAUCUUCGUGAAGGCCUGCCAGGUGUUCGACCUGGCCGCCUGGCCCAGGAGCAGCGAGGAGCUCGUGAGCUACGGCAAGGAGGACAUGGUGCAGAUAUUCGACCACCUGGAGGCCAUCCCCACCUUCUCCCGGGACCUCGGCAAGGAGGGGCUGGACCCGCGGGGCAGCCUGCUGAUGGAGUGGCGGGAGCUCAAGGCCGAUUACUACACCAAAAACGGCUUCAAAGACCUCAUCAGCCACGUCUGCAAGUACAAGCAGAGGUUCCCGCUCUUGAACAAGAUCAUCCAGGUCCUGAAGGUCCUCCCCACGUCCACCGCCUGCUGCGAGAAGGGCCGCAGCGCCCUUCAGAGGGUCCGCAAGAACCACCGCUCCCGCCUGACCCUGGAGCAGCUGAGCGACUUGCUGACCGUCGCGGUCAACGGACCGCCCAUCGCCAACUUCGAUGCCAAGCGAGCCCUGGACAGCUGGUUUGAGGAGAAGUCGGGCAACAGCUACGCGCUGUCGGCCGAGGUCCUCAGCAGGAUGUCGGCCCUGGAGCAGAAGCCGGCGCUGCAGGCCGUGGACCACGGGUCCGAGUUCUACCCAGACAUGUAGGAGCCCGGCUGCAGAGUCCACGAAGCUGUUGAAUAUUUUUUUAAUCUAUACUCAUAAGCUUUGAUAUAUUAUAUAAAUCUAUAUUAUAUUAUAUUAUAUUAUAUAUAUAUAAAACCCACACUGAAAAUUUUUAAAAAACCAAGGUGACACGUCCACCGGAAGCUACUAGGAGCUUUCAGAAAGGAAUGACGUCGGAAACCGACGCUUGUCUGCAACACUUGGCAGCUUGCACCUACGUGGCGACCCGUUUCCACUCACAGAAGCAUGUGCUGGGCCCCGCGUGUUCCCACCCGACAGUCACCGACAGCAUGAGCUAAAUGACGGGUCUCUGUCACGGCCUUUAGGUAGCUCGCUCUGUUCCUGUCUCCGCUGGGGGGUGGAGGGAGUUGGGUUGGGCUUGGGGUUUAUGUUCUCGCCAUUUUUUCUGUUGGGUUUAAUGGUGGGGUUUGGGGGCGUGGCUCUUGGCUUCUUCGUUGACAUUCUGGUCCCGCUGAACCGGGUCCCCGACUCCCACAUUGUGGGUUGAGGUGUCCUCCUCCCCCACCUAACUUCAGUGUGAUGGAUUUGAUUUACUCAUUUCCUUCGCUGUCCCACAAACACAGGUGUUGGUCGUACUGUGAACCCACCCCGCCCCCACCCGUCACCUCUCCUCCCUGGUUGUCCAUUCCCUCCUUCCAGGCCCCUGGAUUGAAAGACAGAACCCGUUCUAUGGAAGGCGGAAGGGCCUUACAGCCGAGCCUGCAAUCCAGGGGAAGGGCGAGGCGGGCUUUGGGCAUCCCUGUUAUCCAUGGUGGAGGAUAAAAUGGUAGAAUCCCACUCAGACCCAGGGCCGCUGGGAGACGAAAAGCCAACAAAUCCAGACCCCCAACGGGGCGGCGAUUUUUGGCUAAAAACAAGUAAAAUGAAAAGUAUAUAUUGGAUUGACAUGGAUUAUUUAUACUCUGUCUUUAUAAUCAUAUACUGUUGGGGGGGUAUUUUUGUUUUCCUUUAAUAAUCAAGCACCUGCAAGGUAGCUACGGAGCAGGAGCUGUCAAUGCAAGUUGUGCCCUGGGUUACGUGUCACUCCAAGAGCGUCCCCAGGGAGGGGGCCCCGGGCUGGCGCUGUGCUCCGCAGCCCAGCAGGAAGGUCCUGGGAGACUGGGCAGUGCUUCUAGGCCUGUGAGCUUCCUUUUUUUGAACAGGGUAGAGAUGUCCCAAAGAAAAGGAGCAAACAGGAAGAGGGACCAGAUUCUCAAGGCAUCAACUUGGACACACACACACACACACACACACACCACAACCACAAUAUAAGCUUUAGAAAUGGCCACUUGCCCACUCCCUGGGGCAAGCAGCGGUGUAAGUGAGGAGUCUGAUCCGCGCUCCUUCAGUCAUUUAACUACAGUAUACCUCGCAGGGGAGUCUUCAGAUAUGUGCUGAGCUGUUAAAGUCUCUCUUCAUGUCUCCACACCUGAUUUGUGCGUAUUUUAUAUGCAGAGAUCCUAAGGUGGACGCAGGUCGUAUUGGGGGAGGGACGAGGAUCUGGACCCCGCGUCCCCGCUCCGCUGUCCCUCCCCAUUAGUGGAGGGUGUUGAGAUCGGGCCACAGGCAAGGCCCCCCAAGCCCUGGGCCUUCGUGGCUCAGACACUCUGCGACUGUGGUGGCUCCCUUAUUCUUGGUUUAUCUUGUGUCUGCGGCCUGGUGCCACCGUGAGAACCAUAGUGGAAAGGUCAUCAACACUGAACGUCACCACCCCUUCCUGGCCCCGCCGGUCCUUCCCCUCACAGAUCCUUCCUCUCACCCCCAUGGUCUUGGUGCUAAGAUAACUUUAGAAUCAUUGCUGCUAGUCGAUAGCUUUUCAUUAUAAAUAUAUAUAUAUUAUAUUAUAUUAUAUUAUAUAUUAUUUUUGAAAUGUUUUUGUUUGUUUUCAAUGGUGAUGUAGCAUGUUAAAACAAAACAAAACAGAAAACAAAACUGGGUUCCUCCAACUGUCCCACUGCCGGGCCUCAUAUGCUGCCUUCUUCAACAAUCAAUGCACCCUGCCUGGUGACCUUCACCCUGCCCCCCCAGCCGCACACCUCCACCCUCUUCUGAGCAAGGGGAGAGCAGGAAAGGCCCCAAACCCCUCUCAGAUGCUUGAAAUUCCCUGGUUCCACUCGCCUGCCCCCAAUCUCCCUUCACAGCUCCUCCCAUCUGGGCCUAACUGGGGUCACCAUCAAGGUCAAGUGGGAUUCUGUUGCAAAGCACAAGGUCCCUUGUUCCCCAGCUCCUGCUCGGGGACUUCCUGUCUCCUCUUGCACACAGACUACUGUCUGGGGAGCGCCACUGAACAUUGCAGAGACCAGGGCUGGUUGGCAAGGCGGCCUCAGGUGCCGGGCAGAAACAGUGGGUGGGCUCCUUUCCUCUGCCAACAGUUGCCUUACCCCUCAUUCCCUUGACCCACUGCACGGGGACCCUCUGCCAGGAGGGUCAGACCACUCCUGAGCACCGAGUCAGGGCUGUGACUGUUCCCCCAAGGGCCCAUAGCCAGAAUGAGCUCAAGUCUUCAGCUGGGGGAAGGAUCCCUCAAGCCCAUGUCAGUGCCUACCCUGAGUGACCUGGCUCAGGGCUUGGAAGAACUCACUGCCACUAGCAGGACCUGGCAGUAGGAGGUCACACCCUUGCAAUGGCUUGAGGCUCUGAGCAGCUGAACCCGUAGGUGGCGGUCAGUCUGUCAGGGGCCUCUCAAACUCAGGUGCUCACAGCUUCCACCAACCCAGCUAGGCCCCGGGCUGUGGCGGACUCUCUGUAGGCCACCGCGCCUUGGGACGGGGGUAACCAGGGAACAACAUGGGACAUGCCACUGCAGUUCACACGAGGUCUUUUCUCUGCCCAGGUGCUCCCUGGGAGGCUCAGGGCUUCCGUCCCGUGAACCCUGUUUGGGAUGAUACUUGGUUCUGUCCUAGGCUUGUCCCACUCCUCCCCUCCGGAGAUGGGCUCCGGGUGAGGGGGCACUCAAGGUCUGACCCAGGGAACCACAUGCUUUACUAGCCCAAUACCUUGAACAGGUAUAAAAACUGUGGACAGGUGGCCCGCCUCCCAGGCGUGGUCACUGCAGAUGAGACAGAGCCCUUGAACUCAGCCCUGGCUUAGGAGGGACCUCCAUAGACUGAGAAGGGAGUAUGUGUCUAGAGCUGAGACUUAUCCUCACUAGGUGGCUGGUUGGAGGUUUUCUUUGGCUCAUGAAGUGGGUGGGCAGUGAGGUCAUGACUGAGGCCCAGGUUGGUGACCAGUUGUGCCAGGUAGUUGCGCUGCACAGCCUGGGGCCACAGGCCCUCAUGAUUAAAACAAUCUGCUUUUCCUUAGAGACACCCAAUGCCAUCUAAUGUCUGUGAAAGGGGAGCCCCUCACCCCCGUCUGCAGAUCCCACCUGGUCAGACACCCCUGGCGGUUCUGCCUGCCUGUUGGAACAGGGAGGCCACCGGAAACAGCAGUCUUUUUUCUUUUUUAAUGACUGCCUGUGACAUCUUGUGAUGCUGGGCACAUCCUUAUUUCUCCAGCCUCCCUGGGAAUGAGAACAGGACCAAGCUCCGGAACCCCGAAUGGCCAAGUUCAGGGCUGGGUCCUUGAGUCUGUGGUCGGUGGGCCCCGGGGGUCUCUGCCCUCUGCCCCGCUCCUUGUUUCUGAGUCCAGUUGUCUGCUGAGGCCCCUCCUCUUGCCUUGCUUGGGUGAGCCCUUUCAUUUGGAGAAAGGACUUUGUAAUUCCAUUUAUUUGGCGGUGACAUCAAGAAACACGUAGUGGGCGGGGGUGGGGGCGUGUGGAAGGCUGAACCUGUCGUGGAGAGACAGAAAUGAACACAGAUUUGCCCCGCCUGGCCUUGGGCUGGCACCUGUGGGGCUCCAGAGGCAGCCCAGUGGGUCUCUUCUGGAGACCCCCACCCUCUUGCGCUUCCCUCCUCCUGCUCUGGGCACGGGAACUCUGUAUCUAGAGCUGCUUUUGGCUUGGGGUCUCAUGGGUUCAUUUCCAAGUGGCCUGUGCUUCUUGGCCCAUGCAUCCCACUUUGGCAGAAGGCUCUACCACACUGGCACUCAGGCACACCCUCGGGUGCCUUCAGGAGGCACGUCUGGCCAAAGCAGGCAGGCGGGCCUCUGGAGGCAAGAAUGGAGGCUGCCUGGGGCAGUUGAGUCCAGACCCCCUACUGGGUUCCAGACGGUUUGUCAAGAGAUGUGGGAAGCCCUUUUCUGCUUGGAGGGAGGUCCUUCUCUUUCCCUCUGUUGGUCAGGGCGCCUCAGUUGAGUGGUUGGAGCUAUGGUUUUAAGGAGCCUUUGAGGUCGUCUUUGCAUGUUAGCCAGAAAAAGUGCCCUUUGGGGAGAAAAAUGGUACGGCCCUCCUCUUCCAGCUGACACUCCUCCAUCCAUCCACUAGGUGGUAUCGCCCUGGAAUACCUAUGCAAUCCAGUCCCCUCGGGAGGCCUGCGUGGAAGCGGGGGUGUGCGUGUACAAUACUGACAACCUGUACAUUGUAUAUAUGGACAUAUACGAGGUCUCCACCCAGAGAAGAUUAAAUCACGUCUAUAUAUCUAUAAAUAUAUCCUAUAUAUUUAUACAUUUCUAUGUUUUAAAUAGAUAUAAAAAUAGAGUCUAUGGAGCUGGAAGAGCAGCGGGAAGCCUGUCGCUGUGUUGUGCCAAGGGAGGGGCAGGUCCUUGGAGGAGGGUGGCCGGUAAGCUCAUUGGGCAAUUUGCUGGCCGUGGGGCCUCCGACCCCGAGUGUGGGAGAGGAGGGUAGCUGGGUCCCGGCCUUCUCGGUGCACUUUCUCUCCUUUUCUACAGGCUUGGUCUGAGGUUGGAAGGAGACACCCCCCGAGCUCCAGCUGAAGUGCCCCUACCAACCCCCACCCCAAGCCUAUGCCUGGCAUAGGGUGUGGUCGCUGACCCUGUUGGAGGGACCACUGCCCAAACUUCCCCUACCCUCCCUCAAGGGGAACGGGCAACGUGUGUGGCAAUAGGACAGGUGCCCAGGGAUGGAGAUAGCCCCUCCCCUUAGCCGCCACCGCUGCCCCCUAGAGGCCACGCCUCUGAAGAACAGCCGUGUGCCGGGGUGUGCCUCCUGCGCUGCGCUGGCGUCUGCCAGGAACCUGGAGGUGAAGUGGGCGGCGCGAGCGUCUCCACGCAGCGCCACCCUCUACCCAGGGGCUUUUUGGCCAGAGCAGGGGGCAUCUGCUAACAGGGAACGGCGCGAGAGACACAUCCACCCACUCAUAAAUGCAAUGGCAACUCGAGUUCAGAAGCAGGGCUUUGGCCCGCCCCCUCUGCGGCGCAGCUGCCGGCUGUACUCAGGACAAGGCUGUUCCCCUCCUCCUGCACGGGGUGCGACCUCCCCCGCCCGUGGUGACAGGUUUCCUUCACAUACACUGUUCUGAUUCUGUGACUCAAGGCAGAGGCUGAGUGGGGACCCCAGCCCAUGCACUUUCUUUGGGCAGGGUGCCGCUCUCAGCCGGUCCCCAGCGCCCAUCGUGAGCUGGUGGGCAUCUGGGAGCCAGAAGGGCCCUGGUGCGCCUGGCAGCCGACGGAGGGCUGGGCAGCCCCGACAGGAGUCAGGACUCCUUUGCUUCCAGUUUCUCUCCCCUCGAGGUAGAGAGUCUGGGGACCGUUGGGGACCCAGGGCAGCUACCUGCUGCUCACCAGACCUGCCUCUGCCUUUCAGCUCCACGAAGGCACUUCCUUCCUGCCCACACCUCCCGCCCACUCCCUCACCAUCCUACCAGCAUACCUCAGUCUCCACCAGGCCCCUGGACCACAGUCAGGGACCGGGUCUGUUCUGCCAGUGCCCCCUCCCUGAGCCACACUUGCUGCCAACUGGGUCUCAGAACACUCCAGUGCCUGGCCUCAGAGAGUCCAGGCCUGGCCCAAGCCGUCCUCCCUCUCCAGGGGGUCGCCCAGGGCCAGGGGAUGGGCAUCCCCAGUAGCAAUCCCACAAUGCACUGUACCUCAGAGAGAGAGAGCGCCCCGGGGCAUCCAGGGGACCAGCCUCUGCACAGAGGAGGACAGCCGGUUACAACACUGGUGACAAGGAGACCCGGGCCAGGCUGCCCUCGGGCGCUCCUCGGUCUUCACUUUGUUUCUCGGGAAGAACCAGCAGUCUGAUUCCGUCUUUUUCAGCCCCGUCUCUCUCCCUCUCUCCACCCCACGCUGCUGACGGAUUUCAUUUCAAUCACAAAGGAAAAGUAAAGUGGGGGUGGGGGGGCCCUAGGAGUCUCUUAUCACAUACAUAUUAAUAUGUUAAUACUUUCUUUCUUAAAAAAAAAAAAAAAAAACCUCUCGAUGUUAUUAUUUUGCAGACUACGCUUUAUAGUACCUGUGUGCCGGGACCUAGAACACUGGAUACGAAUAGAGCUAUGUUGGUUUAUCAUACUAUGUGCGCAGAAACGUCCCUUUUGUCAUAUUAUCCUUGUAUGUAAGAUGAUUGUUAAUAAAAGCAUUUAAAUUUA